UCCAUACACCGAAUACACAGUCGGAACUAUAUAAACACAGUACAAAGUUCAAUGUAGUUGGUAGUUCACAACAUUAUAUUAUGGCGUCUACCUAUUGACUUUAAUUCACUGCAAUCGCUACUCGAAUGGAAACUGUAAAUUAUAUAGCUGGUUUACCUAAACACAUGUAAUAGUGGAACCUCAAAGUUAUGUGCGAAACAUUUAGUUUGGAAGAUAAAGUAAUUACUGUCAAAUCGUAAACAACCCUUAUUUUAAAGGUACAGCUGUUUGUAAGUGCACGUUUCACUGCAUGAAUUCGCGCCGUCAGAUCACGUGCAGCUGUGGGUUUGCGCCUGCGCACUUUACUGUCUGCUUAUUCCCCGGCCAACAACGCCCUCCAGUGUCCGAAUAGAAAUUUAGGUAAGAUAAUCCAUGCCUGGCCCAAAAUUGAAGAAAAUUAUUUUACGUUUUACUAAAAUCACUUCUAAUUUUCAGUGAAGUGUCUUACCAAUGCAGUGUAUUACAAAAAGUGGCUUAUGAUACAGAAACUGCGCAUGAACUUCAUUUGACCUCGAGUAUCUCAACUAUGCAUUCGAGCGCGAGAACUAGUUCGGCAAACUAAGGCAAGCCGCCAUCUUGAUUUCAAGGUCAGCGGGUUUUAGUUCGGUGUUUUGGUACGAAAUAACCUGUUCUGCUGGUGUACCCGGACUAAAUUCUCAUCCAGAGACACAAGCCUUACUACAUGUAAUUUAGCAACAUGAGUGGUGCAGAGGCAGAUCCAAACCCAGACUGUCAGAAUUUGUCAGAUAUUCAAAAUUACCUGGUUAGCUUCAAUAAGGAGAUAGAAGGAGGUGAGCAGCCUCAUUUUCAAGCAGCCACUCUCACCCAAAUCCCUCAUCCUGAGACUAACCCAGAAGAAGUGGCAGAAACAUCAGCUGAUAAAGAACCAGAGACUGUUAACUAUGACACUGUUUAUUAUGAUGGUCAACCUCUUCUUCAACAUAGCGAGGAACAAAAUGGUGCUGAUGUGCCUGUCUCUCUGCCCAUUCAGGGCUUCGUUGUGGCCUCAGCCGCCGAGGCAGAAGCAGCAAUGAAUCCUGAGACAUCUGGAAUCCUAGAAGAGUCGAAUGUAGUAAAAGAGGAUAUCCUAGAUGCUGCUGAGCAGUUAUCAGCCGUCCAUGCGCAGAUUGCUGAGCUCUCAGGAUCUUCGGAGGUUCAUGUGGGGACAGACUUUGAAACGGUUGCCGAACAGGGAAGUAUUUCUCAAGCAGGCGUGGAGGUUCCAGAGGAUGUGAUAACUACAAGUACCAGUGUAAGUGAACACACAGUUCAGAUGGUUGCUCCUGAUGGCCAGCAUGCUGUUCAGAUGGGAGAGGGGAAUGUCACCGUGGACAUUUCUCAGUUCUCGGAAGAAACAUUGCAGUCUGGUGAGGAUGAUGUGAGCCAGGCAACUCAAGAGCAAAUCCAGCAGAUUGUGCAAGGAGAAACCAUCAUGGAUGGCUCAGACCCAGUCGCGGUCUUGGCGUCCGUUGCGGCGAACUCCAGCAGUGCCUUGGGAAGCCUGCAGAGCGUGACAGUGUCCCAGCCAGAACUUCAUGGAGCUCAUCUGGUGGCCUUGCAGAGUUCUGACAGUUCCCAGCCUCAGCUUGUGGCAGUGCAGGCCCCUGAUGGUAGUGGCACAGAGAACAUACAAGUGAUGGGCACAUCAGAGGUUUCCACUUUGCCCAAUGGUCAGGUCAUCCUGAACACUCCAGGGAACAGUUACCAAACUGUGACCAUUAUGCCAUCAGAGUUAAACCAAGGUGGUGAAGUGAGCUAUGUGCUGAUCGUCUCACAGCCUGAGGGUGAACGAGAGGGCUCUACAAGGGGUAUGGGUGUGGACAUGUCAGUAUACGACUUUACAAGAGACGAUACAAGAGAGGUGAUUGAAGAGAUAAUUGAUGAACACGGAACCGCCAGAAAGAUCAUCCGUUUGAAAAAGCCUGGAUCACCUACCUCCCCUUCCCAGCUGAUGUGCCAUUACUGUAACUAUACCAGCCCGAAGCGUUACCUUUUAACCCGCCACAUGAAAUCACAUUCCCAAGAGCGUCCACACAAGUGUGGUAUCUGUAGCCGUGGGUUUAAAACGUUAGCCUCCCUGCAGAAUCAUGUCAACACGCAUACUGGUCUCCGGCCUCACAAGUGUCGACAGUGUGAAUCCAGUUUCACAACCUCUGGGGAACUUGUACGCCAUGUCCGUUACCGCCAUUCAUUUGAGAAACCACACAAGUGUACAGAGUGUGACUACGCCAGUGUGGAGCUGAGUAAACUUAAGCGACACAUGAGAUCUCACACUGGGGAGCGCCCUUAUCACUGUCCGCACUGUCCAUAUGCUAGUCCGGAUGCCUACAAGCUUAAGCGUCAUCUGCGAAUUCACACAGGAGAGAAACCGUACGAGUGCGAUAUCUGUCAGUCACGCUUCACCCAGAGCAAUAGCCUCAAGGCUCACCGACUCAUCCACUCUGGCAACAAGCCUGUAUUUCAGUGUGAACUGUGUCCCACUACUUGCGGACGCAAGACAGACUUGAAAAUCCACAUGCAGAAGCUACACACGGCAGAGGAGCCUUUACAAUGUGAGCGAUGUCUUCAGACCUUUCCAGAUCGCUACCAGUUCAAGGUGCAUGUAAGAACUCAUGAAGGUGAGAAAUGCUACAAAUGUGAUAAAUGUGAGUAUGCUGCUUUGUCAAAGCGUCAUUUGGACAGUCAUAUGCUGACACACUCUGGUGAAAAACCGUAUGAAUGUGAUGGCUGUGGACAAUCCUUCAGACAAAAGCAGCUUUUGAAACGGCACAAGAACUUGUACCACACACCGGAAUACAUCGCCCCCUCUCCUAAAAAUAAGUUGUUCUAUUGUGCUGAGUGUGACAGAUCCUUUGCUCAUAAGGGCAACCUGAUGAGACACAUGGCCCUUCAUGACCCAGAUAGUCACAUUUGCAAGGUCUUCCAAACCACUGAAGGCCCAUCCACUGAAAUGCUACAGAGAAACAUUCGGGCCGAAUUGCAGGAGGGCCGCCUCACGAACCCCGCUGGUAAAACCCCACAAGUGGUCAUUGUCCACCUGGAUGGCCAUGUGGAAGAGAUUAACCCUGAUGACCCUGUGGAAGAUCCCAUGGAGGAAGACCCGAGUGAAGUUGAAGACAAGUCCACUGACAACAUGGUGGACUUAGCUGUGCAGACUUACCAGAACACUGUUACAGAAGUAAACACCUCAGCAGAGGACAUGGGACAGCUCCCUGUCAACUCUAAAGUUAAAGUGGUGCGAGUGGGAGGGAAAGGCAACCCUUAUGUAUCUGAGGAUGAGGGUGUUAGGACCAUUACAGAUGUGUCUGUUGCUGGUGAAUCUAUUGUUGAUCAGUCCAUUCCUGAUCAGCCUCUUACUGGUCCAUCUGAGAAUAGCUCCAUCACUGAGACUACACCAGAUUCAGUGAAUGGACCCCCCAAGUCUGUACCCUCAGUGCAUGUCCUUCAAGAAACAGUCCCCUCAGCCUCUGUUCCCCAAGUAACUGCCCCCUCAGAGGAGGAAGAGCUCCAUCUGGAUGAGAAUCAAGUGUGCCAGGAGGCAGGAACCCAGGUUGAGUUUGAAUCGGAGGAAGAAGACAGUACACCUGAAGCACCAAAAAAUAGGAAAACUGAGUCUUCACACAAGGGAGUUUCAUUUACAAUUCAGGAGGUAUCUGAUGGAACGCAGCGAACAUAUGUACCAUUAAAAAAGGUGAAAAAGCACUACAAGAGUUACGCAGGGUCCAGGUCGGACAGAGGUGCCCAGAAAUUUCCCACUGCCAGUAAAUCAGCAGCCUCUUUGUUGAAUACGCUCCCACAAGAGGAACCCUCAGAACCAGAAAUGAAAGCUACAGAAGUUCAGACCUCAGAACCAAUUGAAUCGGUGGUGGAUGAGAGUACCGCAGAUCAAGAGUCAUCUGCACUUGAAGCACAGGAGACAACAUCAGAGGACACAACAGCAGUGGAGAUGUCCCCAGCUGAGAUGACAGCAGUGGAGAUGUCAGCAGUGAAGAGGACUGUAGUGGAGACAAUAUCAGAGGCGACUACAGCAGUGGAACCGUCUCCGGCAGUUGAAAGUGUCACUGAGCCAUCUCAGUCUGUGGGACGAGAGUCCACUACUCUUAAUGCAGUUCCAGAGACCGCUGAAGAAAGCAUGCCUGCUCUAAGCCAAGGAGAGAAAGGGGAAGGUGAUGUGGCCACAAAACCACAAAUUGCACAGGAAGCACCAACUCCAAGACGCCGGGGACGUCCUCCUAAAAAGAAGGUGGAGGAGUGUGUUGAUUCACAUGUUAAAGGCGAGAAACCAGAAGUCCAGACAACACCAUCCUCCACACCUAUACUGCCUCCCCGUGGCCGAAUGACCACUCGAUCCUCACCCAAAGGUGUGGUAUCCCCUGUCACAGCCAGCCCUAAGCCAGACAGUCAAGAGGACAAAAGCUUAAGAGCUAGAAAGCGUAAGGCUGAUAUAGAGGUCAGCUCUCCAAAGAGAUCAAGGCGUUUGGAAAAUGCUGCCAAACAAGCAGGAUUGACUGGGAAGAAGUGAACAUUACUGAGAAGAUGGCGAUGCUGAUUGUGCUGUGGCUAUAUAUUUAUCAAGUAUACCUAAAUUGCAUUUACACUAUUGAAUAAAACUUGAUACACGGUUACAUGUAAUCAAAUUAUACAUCAAUAAGUUAAGCAGUAUUUUUUUUUGUAUUGGCAUUUUGUCCCAACUUAACAAGUUUCCAUCACUUUGUAUUCCAAGACCAUUUUCUGCUUCAUCCAACAACUGUGACAUUUUCCCAUUGCCAGACAGCUGAAAAGUUCAAUUUGUAUGUUUUUUCCCUUAGCAAAGGGUUAGAGGAAGAUAUUCAAAAAUGAAAUAAUUUUUUUUCUUUUCUUUUUUGUACAAAUUUAAAUGUGCUCAGAUAUGAAAUUGGAGCCACAUACAAUUUAUAUAUAACAUUUGCUUUACACGCGUUAAGUUCAAAAUA
Liolophura sinensis is the source of this 4991-nucleotide messenger RNA. RefSeq names its product RE1-silencing transcription factor-like. Lineage: Eukaryota; Metazoa; Mollusca; Polyplacophora; Chitonida; Chitonidae. The record is from RefSeq and is a predicted model, not a curated record. The transcript is spliced from 6 exons. Gene Ontology annotation, biological process: regulation of transcription by RNA polymerase II. Gene Ontology annotation, molecular function: DNA-binding transcription activator activity, RNA polymerase II-specific; RNA polymerase II cis-regulatory region sequence-specific DNA binding. The coding region runs from base 737 to 4561 and encodes 1274 amino acids. Gene Ontology annotation, cellular component: nucleus.